AGAACGUCAAAAUCCAAGGAACGGCUGGUGUUUUUGUUAGCAAUUAAAGUAAUAUUCAAAUGUGUUAUGGAUUGUUUUGUGCAGGAUAAAUAGAAUGCGUUAAAUUAGAUAAAAAUACAAAUAUGAAUACACAAAUUGUAUCAACUGAAAGGUCGAUCUUUUUUCCAAAAUUUUCCCUCUCAAGUACAUCUGAAAAUCGUAUACAAGAAAAUGGGGUUGAGGUUGAGGGAAAAGUUAAAACCAAACUUCUCUCUAUGUGGAACAAUGUCAAAUAUGGCAUGAAAUUAAAAACCAAUUUUUCCAAAGAAUCUCCUGUCUGGCUAUUGGGGAAAUGUUAUAGAAGGAUAGAAAGUCCCUCUUCAGAUAUUACUGAAUUGGGAACAGAUGUUGCUGCUAUUCAAAGUCAGACUGAUAUUUUAAAUCCUGACGACGAGGGAUUUGAAGGCUUUAAAAAAGACUUUAUAACAAAACUAUGGUUGACAUAUAGAAGAGAGUUUCCUAUUUUAAAUGGUUCAAACUACAGCAGCGAUUGUGGAUGGGGCUGUAUGCUUAGAAGUGGGCAAAUGCUCAUUGCCCAGGGGCUGAUCUCACAUUUUUUAGGACGAGAUUGGAGGUGGCUACCUGAUGUUACCAAAGCACCGUGUAUCCAGAGUAUAACACAUAGAAAAAUAAUUAAGUGGUUUGGGGAUAAACCUUCGUUAAAUAGUCCUUUAUCAAUUCACACAUUGGUAACUUUAGGUGAGGCAGCUGGUAAAAAAGCUGGUGACUGGUAUGGACCCGGAUUUGUAGCCCAUUUAUUUAGGCAAGCUUUUAAACUGGCAUCCAAUGACAAUUAUGAAUUUGAUUCAAUUUCUGUUUAUGUAGCUCAGGAUUGCUCAGUUUAUAUUAGAGAUGUCUUAGAUGAAUGCACUUUGAAAAAUGACAAAUGGAGAUCUUUAAUUUUACUUAUACCAGUCAGACUGGGAGCUGAAAAAUUCAACUCGAUAUAUGCGCCGUGUUUGACAACUCUUUUUAGUUUAAAACAAUGCAUUGGCAUCAUUGGAGGCCGUCCCAAACAUUCCUUAUAUUUUGUUGGAUACCAAGAUGACAAGUUAAUACACUUGGAUCCACAUUACUGUCAGGAGGUGGUGGAUGUUUGGGCCCCUGACUUCCCCACCACCAGUUUUCACUGUAGAUCUCCAAGAAAAUUGCACAUAAGCAAAAUGGAUCCGUCUUGUUGUAUCGGUUUUUACUGCGCCACCAAACAGGACUUCUUUUAUUUAAUUGAGACUGUGCAACCACUGGUUGUUCCACCAAGCAGAUCUGGCAGUGGAAACGAAUAUCCCAUGUUUAUUUUUUGCGAUGGACAUAGCAAAGACGCACAAGUCACUCCAAAAAGACUCCCCCCUCAAGAUCUCGAGUAUUCUAUAGACAGCAAUGACUCUGAUAUGGAAACAGAGGCCUUCGAGAUUUUGUAAUUAAUUAAUAGUCAAUCAAAAAUUAAUUUAAACUUAAUCAAUUUAUUUAUAUUUUUUGUGAAGGCUAUUUUCAUUUGUUGUGGUUGUGAUUUAUUUGGCUUUAAGAUUUUAAGAAAAUGAACAACCUACAUACAAAAAUAAAUAUUUAGUAUUUAGCACCUAUACCUAUACAAACCUGCAUGUAUGUUACCAUUUGUAACAUUUGUUAUAAAUUUUGCCAAAAAUCAUUCAUAUUUAUUAUCAUUCUCGACCUAUAUAUAUGUUACUAUUAAUAUAAGUAUCAAACUCAUAAAUUAAAGUAGAAUUUAAC
This is a messenger RNA of Brassicogethes aeneus, 1767 nucleotides long. The record is from the annotation of a GenBank genome assembly. NCBI's taxonomy places the organism in Eukaryota, Metazoa, Arthropoda, Insecta, Coleoptera, Nitidulidae.